Molecule: messenger RNA, 1449 nt
Organism: Branchiostoma floridae (Florida lancelet)
Lineage: Eukaryota; Metazoa; Chordata; Leptocardii; Amphioxiformes; Branchiostomatidae
Product: ras-related protein Rap-2c-like
Exons: 4
Coding region: 65-703 (212 amino acids)
Molecular function (GO): GTP binding; GTPase activity
Source: RefSeq, a predicted model, not a curated record
UCGGCAUCAGACGGACCUUGUACGUCAGACGAGUGAUAUUUUUCUCCAAGCCGUACGACUGGAAAUGCGCGGACCGAUGAAGCAGGUACGCCUGGUUGUGCUGGGCGCCGGCGGGGUGGGGAAGAGCUCGCUGGUCAGCCAGUUCAUGCGGGGCGUCUUCAACACCUUCUACGAGCCCACGGUGGAGGAAUGCUACAGACACUUCCUGCAACUGCCAGACGGAAACAUGCACUGCAUCGAGAUCCUGGACACGGGCGGCACGCACCAGUUUCCCGCCAUGCAGGAGCUGAACAUCAAGACUGCCCACGGCUUCAUCAUCGUCUACUCCAUCGACGAUGCAGAGUCCUUCAAGGAGGCGCACAAACUGCGCAAGCUCGUCGUUAAUGUCAAAGGUACCGAGAACAUCCCUCUGGUGAUGGUGGGGAACAAGUCGGACCUGGCCGUGGACAGGGAGGUGCAGAAAGACGAGGCCGUCACGGCGGCAAGAGAAGAAUGGCGCUGCCCCUUCCUGGAGACCAGCGCCAAGUACAACCGGAACGUCUACGACAUCUUCCUGGCCUUGUUGAACAGCGCGGAAACCUGCGAGAACAGAGACUCGAACAAACAGAAGGCAACCGAGAAAAGAAGAUCGAGCGCGAUCAGGACAAUCAGUUCCUUCAAGAAAGCCGCCAAGAACCAGAAGGAGUCGUGCUGCAUCUUGUAGCUGAACACCUCGCCCCUAAAAGACUCUGGUUGCCUCGCAAGACAUUUGUACAUUUCUAAGGAUAUUUUGUACUGCGUUUGUUGAAAGUGUGGUGACACGUAGAGCACCAACUUGACAGCCCUCAUAUUCCGGCUCUCCUAGCCAUCAUGAGGUGUGAUUAAAACGUGUAGAGUUAAUUAUUUUUCGUCAUUAAACCUGACCUGGUACACAGGCUACCGUGGGUUCGGCGGGCUCUACUUCGGGACGCCAGGGGCUCUCAACCGCCCAGGUCAGUUGUGGCACCCGGUAGUGGUUUUACGCUGUCGGAGUGAGCUAUCGUGGAGGGACAAUUCUCUCCAACUGCGUAAAACUACUACCGGGUGCCAUAGUUGACCUGGGCGGCGGAGACCUCCACACAGCCCCGAAGAGAGUCCGCCCAGUCCCCGAUAGACUGGAUGUACCAUGUAACAUCAGACUCUGUACCAUUACUGGCGCAUGCGUGCCUAUGACGGUAAGGUACAACAGAGACACGUGUAAAUAUGUUUAUUUUGUACUUUCUUGUUCAUGAAACUUGUCCAUGUGAUAAAGACAAUUAUGACAGCAUUAGCUUUUCUGCGUUCUGUUGGGAAAAAAAAACUAUAACGUUUUGCGAUGAAGUCCUUUCGUUUAAAAAGACGUUACUCGCUAAAUGUGGUACAAUUGUUAUCCGUGAACACGGCAGGGUGAUUGAUGUGCCUAGAACUACAGAUCAUUAAACUGUGAUCACA